CCGAGUUCGAAAAGCAGCUCCUGCACAAAAGAGGGACAGCAUGGAUUCCCGAGUUGACUGCACUGAGUCAGAGGUUCGUCCACGGCGCUCUGUUGACUCCCUCCCACCGCCCAAGUCAGCCCGUGACGACGACAAGCUUCUUCCCCCCUCCCCCCCAUCGCCAGUCAGACGAGAGGCCCGCCGGACGUCGUCGUCCCCUUGUCACGUCGACGACACAUGGGGUCUACCAUCCGCAGCUGCCACUCCCAGCUUCGCGCCUCCCGGGCGACGGCUGACCGGCUCUCCCCGGGCCCCUCGCAGCCCGUCAUCGUUCGCCAUCUCAUCACCAGCGCCGACGUCGGCCUUUUCGACGCCUCCCUACAACCCAUUUUAUCCCUACCCACACCUGCACCCGGCGGCAAUGCCCCUGCACCCACUCAUGCACUUCCCAACCUUCUCGCCCGUUCCUCAUCCUGUCUUGCCACCGGCCAUCGGUGUCGCAGCCGAUGCUCAGCCGGCGACGUCCUCUGAUGAGCUGAGCGAUGCCAGUGAGGGGAGGGCAUUGCUGCCGUCAAAGAGACGGGCGUCGAGGGAAGGGCGUAUGUUCUCUCGACCGCAGGGAUUGCCUGGAGUGAUUCUGACUAGAGGAAGGGCCAAGGGCAGCCUUCUGAGAAAAGGUGAGUGCUAGGGGGACGAGAGGACGCGGCAAUAUUGGUGGUCUGUUGUGUGGAUGCAGUGACCGAGGAAGAGACAGCUGAGACGGACCGGCAUGAAAGCAUUCGUAGUGGUGUGGCUGACAGCCUGCUGGAUGACAUACAGGUAUUUAGAAUCCCCCACGAUUGCCGCGCACAUUAUGCACCAGUCUGCCCGUGUCGCGUCCAGCUUCUGCAGGAAGAGCGGGCGCGCCACUCGUCUGUGUUCUCGUCCAAGCUGCAGAGAGAGAGGAAACGACGAUCGACUGUGCUGGAGGAACAGCGAAGGAAGACUAUGGAUGAAGUGACCGCGGAGCAGACACGACGGACACAGGAGACGGAGAGACAGCGGCAACAGGAGGAGCAGGUGAGACACUUCACUACCUGUCGUACUCAUGUGUCCUUGUCGUGUCUCAUCGUGUCAGGAGCGUGAAAUGAAAGCCAAAGAAGAGACGUACAUCGCCCGUAUCGCUGAGUUGGAGAGGCAGCUGCAGGAAGAGAGAAGGAAAGCUCACGACAACGACAAAGCCACUCAGACUACAUUCCCAGAGCCGCAGACGGCUGACACACAGCCUGAUACAGUGGAAGCAGAGGAACGGCAUGCAGCGGAAUUGCGGGCCCUUGAGAAGGAGCAGACGCACCUGCAGCACACUCUGAUCCACGAGCGCGAUCAGCAUCGUGAGGCGUUGAAGGCGCUUCAGGCGGAUUUCGACCGACAGCUGGAGAACGAGCGCAAAAGAUGCCAUGCGAACCUUCAGCACCAAGCUGCUUUUUACGAGGUCAGCAGCGGCUGUCCUUCUUUGUCACUGACCAUGUGAUCGUGUCCUUUGCAUGCAGCGUCGAAUGCAUCGCCUGGAGGGCCGCAUAGCCCACCUGCAGAAGCAGCUUCCUCUCUGUGGCGCACCGCCCUCUUCCGGAUCUGUGGAUUCCCCGCCGCCGGAGCCGGCAGCAUCGCUCCUUGAUGGACAUGUGUGCACUAUGGCACUUGAUGCGCCUAUUCCUCAAAGGCCGGCCAACAAUAGAAAGUCCGUGCCCAGCGCAAGUCUGGGAGGAAGAAACGAGCCAGAGAAGCCAAGCCCUUGUCAGUCGCCGCCCACAAGGACAUUUCAGCCAGAGGGUGGUUCUCGUCCCUCGUUGUCCGACAAAAGCAAGACGCAAGAGCUCCAGGCUAUUCGUCCGGCCCCUCCAGCACGUUCGUCUACUGCUGUCGGGCCUGAGACAUCACAAAAAGGGCACCAUCAUCCGUCAAUGGAGCGGCACUUGUACCGACUCGACCUGCCGUCUCUGAGGCCAAAGCAGGAGUCUGAUACCGCCACGGACACACCACUUCUCGAGGCCGAAAGGACACAAGGCGAGCAGCCGGCUGCCUCACAUCAACAUCAAGAGACGGCUGAUGCUGAAAUGUCUGCGUCGGCUUCGGCGGAGAGGACAGAGGAGCCGUCGGCAGGGAUGAGUUCAGUCGGUGAUCCGCAUGUACGAGGAGACAUUUUGGCACUCCCCGUGGAUCCCACUGCAUUGGCAUCGAAGCAAGACGAGAGCACAGUGGCAAUGGAGCCUUCACCACCGUCUUUAAGCGCAAAACAACAUCACGAGAUGGCCGCGGUGGAGCUGCCGGUCCACGGCGACUUGGUAGUUGACUAUCCUUAUGAUGCCAUAGCUGAACCGACAGAGCUCAAGAGACGGCUGCGCCACGCCCUGGCCAAGGCAGUAGCAAUCGAGGUCAGGAGAGAGAAAUGGGCAAUUUCGUACAACUCGAUCAUGUCAAUGCGUCUCGUCCAGGUCGACAGGAUCAAUGUCAUCGACUUGCUGCCGGGUUCGGUCAUCGUUCGUGUGGAGGUGAGACGCGUGUAUGGAGAUGUAAAAAUGUCAUGCAAGCCAGGUCGUGUUGUAUUACUGGUCGGCAGAUAUCUCCGUCGAGCGGUGGCCGGAAAUCCUCCGAUGUGUUGUCAACACUUCAGCAGCAGAUAAAGGACAAGCAAUCGGCACUCUAUCAGCAUGUCCGAAGCCUCCUCAUGGACAGCAGCAGCCGCACACAGCGGAGAUACAGUAAGGCAGCCCAGCCAACCAGCACAAACAUCCGCUUUUACACACACUCCUUUCUCUUGCAGUGCUGGCUGCAGAGCUCCCCAUCCUGCGCCCUUCCAAUUCGUCCCACGAUGCCGGCACAUCCUUGCGGUCGCAAUCCCUCCCUGCUCCUGCCGCGACAGGAGGUCCUGCUCGCGCCGCCCUUGCCGCAUCGCCACCGAAGCGGACAGACAGCUUCCCAACCGCCCGCAUCACUCCUGUGCCAGGCACCAUCUACAUGCGCACACAGCCGGGACGGAUCGCGCGAGUCUUCUUGAAGCGAGUGCGACCAAAUGUGGCGACUGAUGAUGCCAAGAUGGUCGACAAGACCAGAGGAGAGAAACAAGAUGAAGCCGAUGCACAAAGGGAUGACCAAGGAGAAGAGGAAUCGCCUCUGAGAAGAAAUGGAGGCCGGCAAGGCUCUCGUACGCCCCCUCAAGCGCAGCAAUCGCAGCCUCAGACGCCUCUGCAAGCAGAACCUCGGCAUGUCACAACGCACAAGGGCAGAGAGACGGUACCGGAGGCUGCUCGGCCUCAGACAGAUAUCUUUCCGACAACGUCCUUGCAAAAUGCCCUCGAUGAGCUGAUGGCAAAGGAACAGGAAGGAAACGAAGGGGAGAAGGCUAUUCUGGCGUCUCAUCCGCCGGCGUCGUCGAUCGAAGAGACUCACAUUGCCCUUGCUGCUGACUUGGAGAUCCAACGGUUCCUGUCUCGGUCAGUGCAGCAGCCACAAGGGCCGCCCCGCUCUGCGCCGGCCAGGCAAAGCGAAGCUACACAGACUGACCUUCCGGCGAAGGAAUCCCCACCGACCUUGCCGCCUUCGUCUUCCUCUGACUCGUCACAAGCUCCCUUGGGGGUAGAUCUUGGGAGACAGAGUCAAUUCAACCUGGGCGAUGUGAAGCUCCGACCCGACGAGCGACCGUCGCCGCUGAGAUGGGCGCUGAGUGAUGCGGGCCUUCAAGCAGCACCGAUCACCCUCCCUUCUCCCCCAGAGCCUCCUUGUUGCGAGCCAGUCCCUACGUUCCGCCCCUCUGCUGUCUCCCAUGUGCGAACAUUCCCUCAGCCGCCCUCGCCCCCACCAGCCGACAGUGUUUGUGGACGGCGCAGGGCAAGCAUGGGCGGUAUAUUGAGCUCGCUAGAGCGAUUCAGGAGACAGCUGGACGAGUCGUCGAUGGAGCAAUUGCAAGACAUUCGCGAGCGGUUGCAGACUAUGAAGAGGGAGGGGGAGGCCUGGUUGGCGGUGGGCAAUAGUCAGGGAGGGAUAGAUGAAUAGGAUGGCCAUCAUGAUGGACGGGAGCGCGGGUAUCUUGAGGUAUCGAUAUGAUUUGUGUAUGUACGCAUAGGCCCGUGUCCUGAGGUUUCCCGCCAUCCACCAUCUUGCUCGUGUAUCUGUCGUGCAUGGUGGACUGCAAUGCUUUUGGACAAUAUGCAUGCAUCCACUCGUCAUGAGCGUUAAACCAGCUAUUUGUUU
Vitrella brassicaformis is the source of this 4206-nucleotide messenger RNA. The record is from the annotation of a GenBank genome assembly. Lineage: Eukaryota; Vitrellaceae.